This is a messenger RNA of Armigeres subalbatus, 1235 nucleotides long. It is a transcript of the gene Prp18, whose product is annotated as pre-mRNA-splicing factor 18. The record is from RefSeq and is a predicted model, not a curated record. Gene Ontology annotation, cellular component: U4/U6 x U5 tri-snRNP complex; U5 snRNP; U2-type post-spliceosomal complex. The transcript has 2 exons. Bases 135 to 1178 code for a protein of 347 amino acids. Gene Ontology annotation, biological process: RNA splicing; generation of catalytic spliceosome for second transesterification step. NCBI's taxonomy places the organism in Eukaryota, Metazoa, Arthropoda, Insecta, Diptera, Culicidae.
AAUUAAAAUUUUGCUUUUAUUUUUGUUGACACCUUAUCAACAUCUGUAAUUAUUAAAAAAUUUGCAGUCUAAAAGGUGAUUGCACUAAUUAUUCCGCUAUUUUUGUGUGCACAGGGUAAAUAAAUUAAGUAAAAAUGGAUAUACUGAAAGCAGAAAUUGCUCGCAAACGUAAACUUCUGGAGGACAAAAAGCUCGUGGACGGAAAGAAAAAGUUUUUCAAACGAGGAGAAUUGCUGGCUCAGGAACAAGACGAAUAUAACCAGAAAUUCGGCCAACAAGCGAGUGGUAGUGCAGAAACUCAGGCAAAUAGCAUAGACGGCGAAAAAUCACCUACCAAAGAUUCGAGGUUCGAUUUCCGAAACCUUCCCCGUUCCGAAGUGAUCCGCAAGUUACGAGAGCGUGGCGAACCGAUUUUUCUGUUCGGGGAGUCUGAGGCGGAUUCCUGUUCGCGGCUGCAUCUCUUGGAAAUCUCGGCUCCAGAGGUGAACCGUGGCUUUAGAAAUGAUUUUCAGGAAGCCAUGGAGCAAGUUGACGAGGAAUAUCUGAAUGAAAUUUUAACUUCCAAUGGCACUGGAUUAAGCAAGGGGAAAAGUUCGAAUGAGGAUUACGCUAUCGAGGAUUCAGUAAGCUACGAGUCGAUACAAGAGAUGGCUGUUCGUCUUGGGAGAAGUGGCAAAGAACAUGAUAUGCACGUGAUUACUACGCUGAUACAGUUUAUGCUGAAAAUGUGGAACGAUCAGUUGAAUUCAGGGACUUCUGCGGAACGAACAGCGACAAGAUGGAAGAUUGCGAGAGCUACGUUUGAGCAGACUCGUCUUUAUUUGAAGCCGUUGCUGAGAAAAUUGCGCAAUAAAAGUAUACCGGAGGACAUUUUAGACAGUUUGACAGAUAUCACUAAAAGCCUGCUGAAGAGAGAUUACAUCCAUGCAAGUGAUGCGUAUCUUACAAUGGCCAUCGGCAACGCCCCCUGGCCAAUUGGUGUUACUAUGGUUGGUAUCCAUGCUCGUACUGGUCGUGAGAAAAUCUUCUCUAAAAAUGUGGCUCAUGUAAUGAACGAUGAAACUCAACGUAAGUACAUACAAGGACUAAAACGACUGAUGACCAAAAUGCAAGAUUUUUUCCCUACCGAUCCAUCUAGGUGUGUAGAGUACGUUAGCAAGAAGGAUAGAGUAGAUUAAGUUGAUCUUAGAUUAGAGAUAAUAAUAAUAGAAAAAAAUAAUGGAAUUUCAUAAUAA